AUGAAUCCUUCAACAUCGACUAAAUUUACUUUACUUCAAAAAAUAUUGUUGAACCGUUCAAUUUACUUAACUCGGUUAGCUUCAUUUUUGCCCAAUGAUGUUAUUGAAGCCUCUUCUCUACACGAAGAAAUCCCUGGAAAUGAACCGAAACAUGUUCAUGAAAUGGUUGGAAGGAAACGUCUGACUCGAGUAGUUUAUGGAUCUGGGCUUUGUUCAACUGGCGCUUUAGCAAUAGAAAAGCUUUUGACACCGCCUGUGCUUAAACAAUGUUUAUUUCAACCUAUGCGUAUUAUACGUAUGAACACAAGAAAAAUCCGUUUUAUUGCUGCUGGCUGUGGAUUUUCUUUAUUUGCUUCUAAUAUUGAACUUUACGGAUCAGGCCUAAAUAAUUUUUAUCAAAUUUCUGGACCGAAGAGAAGAGACGAAGAUGAAAGGCCAAAUUUAGAAAGUGGUUAUGCUGGAAGAAAUGAAGCAGAAAUGUGGUAUAUACACGGAAGGAAAAUAGUUUUACCCGAAGAUAUUGGAAAUAUUCGAUGUAUAAGUGCUGGACGCAUGCAUUCUGUAGUGCUCACAGAUUCCAACAAAAUUUUCUGUUUUGGAAGUAAUUCGCACGGACAAUGUGGAGCCGAUCCACUUGAACAUCCAGUUGUUACUCACGAUAAGCAGCAUGAACUUAAAGAAAUGGAUGUUUCUACAAUUUUAGAAGAAGAUGUUGAGAUUGUUAAGGUCCACGCUUCUUUAGACACCUCUUUCGCUUUGUGUUCCAAUGGAAAAUUGUUUGCUUGGGGUUUAGGAACUGAUGGACAAUUGGGAAAUGGAAAUGAUCAAUUUCAAUGGAAACCUUCUUUGGUUCGAGGUGAUUUGGAAGGUGAAAGAAUUGUGGAAAUUGGUGGAAGUACAGAGUUUAUAUUUCUCCCUCAACAAGUUCCUUUUAAAUUAGGGAAAAUUGUUGGAGCAGAAGCAACUGGAGUUUCAUGGUUUUUUAAUUCUAAAUAUUUUAAAAUUUUUCCAAGUAUUGUUUGUAAUUCUGACGGUCAAGUCUUUACUUGGGGUUCUCAUGUACUCGGUUUUGGACCCAAAGUUGAAAAAUUAACAAAGCCAAUGCAAAUUGACCCACCUUUAUUUACUUCAGCAAUGAAUGAAAAAAAUUGGGUUGUUAAGGUUUUUGCUGGUGGUAGUUGCAUGGGAGCAUUGACUGAAGCGGGACAUUUGUUCACUUGGGGCUCAAAUAAACACGGCGUUUUGGCACUCUCUCACCGAAAUCAUCAAUAUUUUCCUUUCCAGGUUUCUUUUGCUGAAAGUAUUAAAGAUGCAUCUUUUGGUCCACACCAUUCGUUAUUUUUGACAAAUAAACAAACAACAGAAAAUUCUGAAGCAAACAAACUUCACAAAAAUAUUUUUUGUGAUGGGUGCCAUAAAGAAAUUCGUGGUAGACGUUAUAAAUGCUUGGUUUGUACGGACUUUGAUUUGUGCCAUUUGUGUGAACAAAAGAAUGAACAUUUUGGGCAUGCUAUGAUGCGUUUGGUUACUCCAAAAACAUUAUUGCCAGAUUUCGUAAGGGCGCAGUUUGAAGACCAUCAUUUUAAGCAACAAAAGCCGUCAACGAGUCAACAAGGAACUUUAAAUCAGAAAAAGUCUGUUGUUAAACCUAAGAAGAAGAAAUCUUCAAAGAAGAUUCCUCCAAAGAAAAUUAUUCAAAAAAUUACUACAAGGAAAAUUACGUUGCCGACGACUAUGAGAAUCUGCAAAAGAAGUAAUAUUAAAGAAGAGCCGGUUUCUGAUGUGCUUCAAGUCUGAA
Molecule: messenger RNA, 1798 nt
Organism: Meloidogyne enterolobii
Lineage: Eukaryota; Metazoa; Nematoda; Chromadorea; Rhabditida; Meloidogynidae
Source: the annotation of a GenBank genome assembly